GUUAGUCACCUGACUGAGCUCCAGCCCUCCACUGGGAGCGUGGCCGGGCCUGGGAGGGACUCUGAUCUCCCUCCCGGACGCCGGCAGGAAGACAUCCACUCGUGCCAGAGCCGGGCAGGGGCUCCGCAGACAGCGCAAAACUUGGAAAACACAGAUCGAAAGGGAGACAGCUCACUGUCUGCCGCCUGUGCAUCCAUGAACAAUAACAGAACCGAUCACACCACUGGCUACCUCUCCUCUGCUGUAGCCAUUGUCCUGUUUGGCUCCAACUUUGUACCACUUAAAAAAUAUGACACUGGUGAUGGGAUGUUCCUGCAGUGGGUACUCUGUGCUGCCAUUUGGUUGGUUGCCUUGGUGGUCAACUGGAUACUACGCUGCCCUAAAUUCUGGCCUCUUGCAAUGCUUGGGGGCUGCAUUUGGGCCACAGGGAAUGUCGCUGUUGUCCCAAUCAUCAAAACCAUUGGUCUAGGUCUCGGAAUCCUAAUCUGGGGAUCAUUUAACACCUUAACUGGCUGGGCAAGCUCAAGGUUUGGCUGGUUCGGGAUGGACGCAGAAGAAGUGCCGAAGCCAAUUCUGAAUUACAUUGGAGCUGGGCUCUCGGUAGUAAGUGCUCUCACAUUUUUGUUCAUCAAAAGUGAAGUUCCUACUAGGCCUUGCAGCUUGGACACCGCACCCCUGAUGACAGAGCCUGUGAUCAACACAGCCGAAGACCCCUGUGAGGACCCCUCGUGGGUGGAUAGACUUUCUACCAAGUACCACCGCAUUGUGGGCUGCAGCCUUGCAGUAAUAUCUGGAGUACUCUAUGGAUCUACAUUUGUGCCAAUCAUUUACAUCAAGGACCACAGCAAAAUAAAUGACAGCAUCUAUGCGGGUGCUAGUCAAUACGAUUUAGACUACGUUUUCGCACACUCCAGUGGCAUCUUUCUAACAAGUACGGUCUACUUUGUGGCCUACUCUGUAGCCAUGAAAAAUAGGCCGAAGCUGUAUCCACAAGCAGUCUUACCAGGCUUCCUGUCAGGGGUGCUGUGGGCCAUCGCCACCUGCUGCUGGUUCAUAGCCAACCACUCGCUGAGCGCCGUGGUCAGCUUCCCAAUCAUCACUGCUGGUCCUGGAUUUAUCGCUGCAUUGUGGGGUAUCGUUGUUUUCAAGGAAAUACAGGGUGUCCGAAACUACUUACUGGUGACGCUUGCAUUCUGCAUCAUCUUGUCGGGGGCCUUGUGCACGGCCUUUUCCGAAAUUUAACUAUUCACAGCAGGAACAGCAGAUGGCAGCAGCAGCUAGGAGAACAGGAGAUGGUCUCACCCACUGAGGAAGCUGCUGAGCUGUCUGGAUAGCAAGGGAUCUCCGGGAAUGAAUGGAUAAGUGACUGUUCACUCUACAAACAGGAGAAUGAAGAGAGCCCGUGUUUCAGUCCAGCUGAUGCAUGAAAACUCUUUCCAGUGAGCUGUUCACGAACGCAGGCCUUUGCUGCGUGGUUCAAAGACGUUCCUGUCUGAGGGUGCUGGCCUCAUCAGUGUCUGCUUAGUGUUAGAAUCCAGUUACCACCACAGUUUAUAACUUAUUAGUGAAGAGGAGCAGAACUACUUUGUUAGUGGAGGCAAGGAACACAGACUUGCCUUGCGGAAUUCAAACUCAAAGAUAUUGGGCUCCUUUUCUAGAGAAAGUAAAUGGCGUGUUUGCUAACUGAAUGUUGAAAGGGCCAGUUCACCAUCCAUCUUUACCUUACUAUAUUGCUCAGCUCUUACAUUGCCUGCCCUUCUUAGCUCAAAAUAUUUUGAUCAUUACUCCAGAUAAGACCCAUCCUCAGAGAGCAAGUCACCACUACUCAGAAUAUGUGUGAGUGAAAUACAAUGUACACACUCACAGGUACACACGUGUGUAAUGCUCAGAUUUGGAGAGCAUUCUAGAGUUGCAAAAACUAAGGUUUUGGUUUAUCAGGUACAAUUUAAAGAAAGCAUACGUGUUUGACUGCACGGCUACUUUUGUUCUUAAAACACAGUUACUUAAAAAUCACUUUAAUUGGAAGUGGGGUUUUUUUUUAAUCCUUUUUAACUGAUUUCUAGGGGACAAAAGAACAUAGCAAAUGCAUUGAUUUGGUUCUUUAAGAAAACGACCUGCAAGCACACUGCUCAUUACCUUCCUCUCUGCACCCGUGCUACAGUAACUGUGUUGGCUGUGCCGCUUGCCCAUCCCCCUGGGAAGGUUGGCACUUUGCUGUGGUAGGGGAACAGGGUGGUGUCCUGCACUGCCUGGGCUUACACCUCAUGAUGUUCUGCAGGAGUUCUGUGACUCCGCGGCUGAGCCCUCGGCAUGGCACAUCCCUGGAAGGAGAGUCAAUGAUAGCAUGCGCCUUGACUCCUGUCCAGGGUCGCUAAAUCUGUCGAUAUGUUCUCAAAGAUCUCCUUUCCUGAAAAACAUUCGGGACAUGUUUGCCAUUGCAUGUUAAUCAAGGGGAAACAACGUUUACAGAUUAGAAAAGAACUUGAGAAUUUAUAAGAACUGUGGUCCUCAUCACCCUCAUCCCAAUUAUACUCUGUCUCACCAAAUCAGAAAUGUCCCUGGAGUCCCUGUCUAAUCAUUGAAUUGCUAACACAAUAAUAAUGACAAUAAUUACUAUUGAUAAUAAUAAUGUUUUUAUCCAUUUCAGCUUUUACUUGAAAUGUUAUAAGAUUAUGUUGAAAUGACAACUUCUGAAUAAAUUUAUAUAA
Molecule: messenger RNA, 2708 nt
Organism: Psammomys obesus (fat sand rat)
Lineage: Eukaryota; Metazoa; Chordata; Mammalia; Rodentia; Muridae
Gene: Tmem144
Product: transmembrane protein 144
Exons: 12
Coding region: 196-1242 (348 amino acids)
Biological process (GO): carbohydrate transmembrane transport
Cellular component (GO): membrane
Molecular function (GO): carbohydrate transmembrane transporter activity
Source: RefSeq, a predicted model, not a curated record